UGCAUAAAUAGUAAAGAUGGCGGCCUCCAUCCGGGAAAAACAGACAGUGGCCUUGAAGCGAAUGCUAAACUUUAAUGCACCACCCAUAAAAAACACAUCAGCAGAACCAGUAUGGAAGGUCCUUAUUUACGAUCGGUUCGGCCAGGAUAUUAUCUCUCCUCUUCUAUCAGUGAAAGAGUUAAGAGACAUGGGGAUCACGCUUCACCUAUUAUUGCACUCCGACAGAGAUCCCAUCCCAGAUGUCCCUGCAAUUUACUUUGUAAUGCCCACAGAGGAGAAUAUAGACAGAAUAUGUCAAGACCUGCGGAACCAACUUUAUGAGUCUUACUACCUAAACUUCAUCUCUGCAAUCUCCAGAAGCAAGCUUGAAGACAUAGCCAAUGCAGCUCUUGCAGCAAAUGCUGUGAAUCAAGUAACCAAAGUGUUUGAUCAGUAUUUGAACUUCAUAACACUAGAAGAUGACAUGUUUGUGCUCAGCAAUCAAAACAAAGAACAGAUCUCCUAUCACGCAAUCAACAAGCCGGAUAUCAUGGACACAGAUAUGGAGGCUAUAAUGGACACAGUUGUCGACAGUCUUUUCUGCUUCUUUGUUACUCUUGGUGCUGUUCCAAUAAUCAGAUGUCCAAGAGGAAACGCAGCUGAAAUGGUAGCUGUGAAACUUGACAAGAAACUGAGAGAGAAUUUGCGAGAUGCUCGUAACAGCUUGUUCACUGGAGACACCAUGGGCACUGGCCAGUUCAGUUUUCAGAGGCCACUAUUUGUUCUUGCUGACCGAAAUGUGGACCUUGCCACCCCACUUCAUCACACAUGGACUUACCAAGCCCUAAUUCAUGAUGUCCUGGAUCUUCAUCUGAACAGGGUCACUAUGGAUGAGUCUUCAGGAUCAGAAGCUAGCCCAGCAGGGGCACGGCCCAAGAAAAAGAACAAAAAGAGCUAUGAUCUCACAGCCGCUGACAAGUUUUGGCAGAAACAUAAAGGAAGUCCAUUUCCUGAGGUAGCAGAAUCAGUGCAGGAAGAGUUAGAUGCAUAUAGGAGCCAAGAAGAGGAGGUCAAGCAUCUAAAGAGCAUUAUGGGCCUUGAAGGGGAAGAUGAAGGAGCCAUUAGCAUGUUGUCUGACAACACUGCCAAACUUACCUCGGCUGUCAGUUCUCUUCCUGAGCUUCUAGAGAAAAAGAGACUAAUUGACCUUCACACUAAUGUUGCUACAGCAGUUUUGAACCACAUUAAGUCACGCAAGCUGGAUGUGUACUUUGAGUAUGAGGAGAAGCUUAUGAGCAAGUCCACUCUGGACAAAUCUCUGCUGGAUAUUAUCAGUGACCCUGAUGCUGGAACACCAGAGGAUAAGAUGAGACUCUUCCUAAUCUACUAUAUCACUUCCCAGCAGCCUCCCUCAGAGAGUGAUCUUGAACAAUAUAAAAAGGCUUUGACUGACGCUGCUUGUGACCUCUCCCCCUUAAACUACAUAAAGCAGUGGAAAGCUUUUACAAAGAUUGCUGCUGGACCAACCAACUAUGGUAACAGUGGAGUGAAACCAAUGGGCCUCUUCUCCAGGGUGAUGAACACUGGUUCACAGUUUGUAAUGGAAGGUGUGAAGAAUCUAGUCCUGAAACAACAUAACUUGCCAGUUACUCGGAUCUUGGACAACUUAAUGGACAUGAAAUCAAAUCCGGAAACAGAUGACUACAGGUACUUUGAUCCAAAAAUGCUCCGUGGCAGUGAAAGCUCCAUUCCCAGAAACAAGAACCCAUUUCAGGAGGCUAUUGUUUUUGUUGUUGGUGGUGGCAAUUACAUAGAGUAUCAAAAUCUUGUCGACUACACAAAGGCCAAACAGGGGAAAAGGGUGCUGUAUGGCUGCAGCGAGUUGUUUAGUGCAGCUCAGUUCCUGAAACAGCUCUCUCAGCUUGGUCAGAAGUAAGACAGAAGAAGGACUGAGAGGCAGGGGUUCUGUUUUUCCAGCUUUCAAAUCUACAGUCACCAACUCUCCAUUUAUACGUCAUUGUCCCUUUAACAACUAAUUGCUUAUAUUCCAUGUGCUUUAUAAUGUCAUAAUUUACUGGUAUUUAAUAAAUGUGUCAAUAAAAUGUAACAUUUAAAAAAUGUC
This is a messenger RNA of Trichomycterus rosablanca, 2101 nucleotides long. RefSeq names its product sec1 family domain containing 1 (gene scfd1). Lineage: Eukaryota; Metazoa; Chordata; Actinopteri; Siluriformes; Trichomycteridae. The coding region runs from base 17 to 1915 and encodes 632 amino acids. The transcript is spliced from 25 exons. Gene Ontology annotation, cellular component: Golgi membrane; cytosol. Gene Ontology annotation, biological process: endoplasmic reticulum to Golgi vesicle-mediated transport; intracellular protein transport. The record is from RefSeq and is a predicted model, not a curated record. Gene Ontology annotation, molecular function: syntaxin binding.